This is a messenger RNA of Achroia grisella, 1324 nucleotides long. Its product is annotated as fork head domain-containing protein FD4-like. Gene Ontology annotation, molecular function: DNA-binding transcription factor activity, RNA polymerase II-specific; RNA polymerase II cis-regulatory region sequence-specific DNA binding. NCBI's taxonomy places the organism in Eukaryota, Metazoa, Arthropoda, Insecta, Lepidoptera, Pyralidae. Gene Ontology annotation, biological process: regulation of transcription by RNA polymerase II; anatomical structure morphogenesis; cell differentiation. The record is from RefSeq and is a predicted model, not a curated record. Bases 83 to 874 code for a protein of 263 amino acids. The transcript is spliced from 3 exons.
CUCCUCAGUGAGAGACGCGUUGCCUGAUAAUUUUCAUAAACAAGGUGACAUUUAAAUUUUCGAAACGAUACUGUGCUAAACUAUGCCUCGGCCGACACGUGAGUCUUACGGUGAUCAGAAACCACCAUUUUCAUACAUAGCGCUAACUGCUAUGGCGAUCUGGAGUUCUCCCGAGCGCAUGCUGCCGCUGUCGGAGAUCUACCGGUUCAUCACGGACAGGUUCCCGUACUACCGGCGCAACACGCAGCGCUGGCAGAACUCGCUGCGGCACAACCUCUCCUUCAACGACUGCUUCGUAAAGGUCCCCCGUCGCCCAGACAGGCCCGGGAAAGGAGCCUACUGGACACUGCAUCCACAGGCCUUCGACAUGUUCGAGAAUGGAUCGUUGCUCAGGAGACGCAAGAGAUUUAAGUUGCAUAAAGGUGAAAAAGAUAGCCUGAACGCGGAAUUGGCGGCACUCGCUAGUUUUAAUAGAGCAUUCUUAGCGAGACAGGCUGGGGCUCCCUCGGCAACUAGUUUACCAAACGGUAGCCUAUACUCUCCAGCAGCUACUAUGUGUUCAAGGCCUAGUCCUGAACCGAUAGAUGCUCCAGAUACAGCAGCACUGUUGCCUGUAGGACCGCGACCUCGUCGGGCGUUCACUAUAGAUGCUCUGUUAGAGCCAGAGCCACGUCGUUUGUCACCUUCACCCCCGCCCCUGCCACCACCGCCCUUGCAGCCACAUUGCCCGUUGCCACUUCCUCCAGCUCCCUACUUGCUGGCUGCGCAGAGGUAUCACGCCGAGCUGCUGGCAGGCUUGCAACAAUCCUGUUUACCUCCAUUAUGGACUUGGCGGGAUACCAGUCAAUUCUCACAUUAUACGCUUAAUUCAUGAAUGGUACCUGCAUAACAUCGACGUAAGAAAAUAAAGAUCUCAGACGUGUGUAGCUCUAGUAUAAGUGUCUAGAGACAAUUCGUUAUGACUAAGAUAAAUAAAAAAACAUUAGAGAAUAAAGAAACAUAUUAGUGAUGCUGAAGGGAUAUUGUUCAGUGGCGAUCUUGUGGGUAUAAGUACCACAAUAAGUGUUAUCUAAUAAGAUCAACGGAGCUUCUGUUACGGAAGGGAAUACAACGCGAAAGCAUGUAAAGCACAGCUUUCUUGAGACUGAAUUCAAUAAAGAAAAUAUUAGCUUUUUCCCUUUAGUCAGCUGUUGCCCAAUAAUUUUGCUAUGUUUAAUAAUUUUGGAAUCUGUGAUAAUUAUUGUAAUGUUAUUGUAAGUCUAUGUAUGUAAAUAUGUACAGAUUUAGAUAAUUUAUAAUGAAGACAACUAUAACUUAUUGUAGU